This is a messenger RNA of Lutzomyia longipalpis, 2086 nucleotides long. Its product is annotated as mucin-2. NCBI's taxonomy places the organism in Eukaryota, Metazoa, Arthropoda, Insecta, Diptera, Psychodidae. The record is from RefSeq and is a predicted model, not a curated record. Bases 229 to 1758 code for a protein of 509 amino acids. Gene Ontology annotation, biological process: cell surface receptor protein tyrosine kinase signaling pathway. Gene Ontology annotation, cellular component: cytoplasm. The transcript is spliced from 2 exons.
AGAAUUUGGGACACACUAGUUCUGUCAGUGUCGUGCCAGAUGAAAAAAAAUCCCAUGAGAACCUUCCUUUUUGCGUGUGCAAUUCUAGUCAAGGAAAAAGGAACCCGUGAGUGCAUUGUGCGAGGCCUUUUGGUGCUGCCACGAUACCCAAAGCACCCAGCAGUGCAUCUUUUACCAUCCCACAGUGCGUGUACCCGUUGAUUGGUGAUGUGAAUUACAGGAAGCAGGAUGGGAUGUAUCAACAGCAAGAGGGACAUAAAUGACACACAUCCCAAUAUUUUUCGCGUUAUAAACGUCAAUGAGGAGGGUGUGGAGCUCUGGGCGGGGGAUAUUGAAGUCAAUUGGGCCAACUUGACGCUGUACCGGAAGGGGAAGGAGCCCACACGGUACGUAUGGCCACUACGAUGCCUCCGGAGGUAUGGCUACGAUGGGGAUGUCUUCUGCUUCGAGGCAGGAAGGCGCUGCCUUACGGGCGAGGGUAUCUACUCAUUCCGAUGCCGUCGCGCUGAGCACCUCUUCAAUCUCCUACAGUCCCACAUUGAGGGUAACACGUACAAUGCAUCGGAUGAGAAUACCAAUGCUGCCGAAGGGCAGUCAGCCAGCAAUCGUCACUCCACCCUGUCGACAGGAAGUGGUGUGAUGAGACCCAAUAGUGGCAUCCUGCCCAGUAGCUACAUCAUUGGUGGACGCACGGAAGUCACAUCACCCAGUCAGGUGAUCUCCCCCAAUGGGACAAUCCACUCGAGUUCCCUGCAGAGUCGCAGCUCAGACACACUGGCUGCCGAGGGGAAUUAUCUGGAACCAACGCCAAAUCGUCAGCAAGCACCGAGAUUCACGUCGGGAAUGCGAUUGGGAAGUGUGGGCAGUGGCCCCAUUAGUCCGGAUCUCAUUUCACCCGGAUCCCCAAACAGUAUUACCAACAUCCUCGAAGUGACAACCCUCAAUCCCCUUCCCAGCACCCACACACAGAGCACGGGUGUGAGUAAUCUGUACCAGGAAUUCCCCCUGAGGGAGCACAACAACAACAAGAAGCUCUCUUUGGACAUUCCGCCACAGGAGAAUGCCCCCGCGGAGCCACAGGCCACCACUGAGGGCUCCGUGGCGUGCUCACCCAGCCGUGUGCCUGAUUUGGUGUCGCAGAAGAGUGUGUGCUCUCCCACGGCAUCCGUGGACAUCGAUAGUUCCCACAUGUACAUGAAUAUUGCUCCAGGUGAGAUGAAAAUGACGAAAUCCAUGUCAAAUCCCACGCACAUCGAGAGCACCGAUGUGGUGGCCAGUACCAUGACCCCCACGUCCACAUCACUCUUCCGGUUUACACGCAUGAAUUCCUAUGGGACUGAUCCGGCGGAGAGGUGCUACGAGAACCUCAAUCCUAGUGAGAUGAAGCCCCUUCUCACGGGACGCUUCCCUGCUGCUGCAGAUGCGGCAAAAACCUCCGAACCCAGUACACCAACAGCAGAGAAUCGUGUUGUGAACUACAUUGUGUUGGAUUUGGAUCACACACCUGGUGGGGGUGGCAAUGGCGCAGCAGGGAGUGCACCGGGGGAGACACCAGGUGCCAUUGGAGGGAGCCUCCUACCGCCGGAAAGCCCAAAGAAGGCAGCACUGGGCUAUGCAACAAUUGACUUCAACAAAACCGCCGCUCUGUCCAAUUCAACGACUCCGUCUUCCGAGCUCGAAAGCGAAGGUGCCACCCGGAAGACCCGGCACAGCUCCACAAUUGUCACCACGCGACAGAGCAACUCCAUAAGCGAUUGAACGUACCACCCCCUUCCUUCCUUAUGGUGGUCACAUGGAAUUGAGACAAUUCGUCCAGGCUGUGUCCCCACAGCAGGAACAACAGCACAACAAUGCGCCAUCAGAUAAUGUUCAAACGGAAGGGAAAUAUCCUAAACUAAAGACAAAAACUCCCCUUCCUCUGACAUUGUUAAAUCUGAAGAGGCAUCAUUGAGAAAAAAAAAUGUUUUACACUAAAUGAGAAGAAGAAAAAAAUGGAAUUUUUGUGAUUUUUUAUAUACAUAAAAAAGAGAAAAAAAUAUAAAAAAUAUAUUAGAAAUGAUAGGAAAACCUAAUUUAAUAAAUAUUA